Molecule: messenger RNA, 1174 nt
Organism: Amphiprion ocellaris (clown anemonefish)
Lineage: Eukaryota; Metazoa; Chordata; Actinopteri; Pomacentridae
Product: elastase-1-like
Exons: 8
Coding region: 88-924 (278 amino acids)
Biological process (GO): proteolysis
Molecular function (GO): serine-type endopeptidase activity
Source: RefSeq, a predicted model, not a curated record
AACUAGAGGACCUUUCUGAAGGUCUUUCGGUGUCAAACUGAUAUAAAUAGUUAAAAGUGGACUGCUCCUACUCCUCAGUGCUCCAACAUGAUUUGGCUUGUGACUUUCCUGUCCUGCAUUGGGCUGCUUUGUGCCGAAGAACCUUUCGACCAUAAUGUGCACAAUGAGAGAGUCAUAGGAGGUCAUGAUGCUAAACCCAACACCUGGAAAUGGCAGGUUUCUCUGCAGCAUGGUUCAUCCGAUGAGGAAUCAUUCUAUCACAUCUGUGGAGGCUCCGUCAUUGACAGUUUAUACAUCAUGACUGCAGCUCACUGUAUUCUCAGCAUGGAUGCUAAACAGUACCGUGUGGUGGUGGGGGAGUACAACCUGUUUGAGUAUGAUGGCAGUGAGCAGUUCAUCCGUGUGGAAAAGAUUGUUGUCCAUCCUGGUUGGAAUGGUGACCUUGCCAAUGGAAAUGAUAUUGCUCUCUUGAAACUGGCUAACCCCAUAUAUGACAACGGUUACGUGGCUAUAGCUGAGCUUCCCUACCGUGAACAGAUGCUGCCUCAUGGUUUCAACUGUACCAUCACUGGUUGGGGAUUAAUGGAUUAUGAAGGGAGCAUCCCCACCAUCCUGCAGGAAGCUCCUCUUGAUGUGGUGGAGCAUUCAGUCUGUUCUCAGUAUGACUGGUGGGGCAGCGUUGCUCUGAAAACCAUGGUGUGUGCUGGAGGGGAUGGAAUCAUAUCAGGCUGCCAGGGCGACUCUGGAGGUCCCCUGAGCUGUUACACUGACAGAGCCUGGAGAGUCCAUGGUGUUGUCAGUUAUGGUCCAGCUGGCAUGUGCAACCAGUAUAAAAAACCCACAGUCUUCACCAGAGUCUCCUCCUUCCUGGACUGGAUGUAUUCUGUUAUGGAUGGCCCAGAAGAAGAUGAUUCAGGAAAAUGAGCCAAUUUUGUGUUGCAUCCUCAUCAUAUUUCCUUACUUUGAGACCUUUCCUACUUCUUAAGAAUGUCUUCAUAACUUUAAAAAAUAAAUUAAUUGUAACUCACCUUACAAAUAUUGUUAAAUGGACAUUUUAAGAUUUCAUUUCAUUCAUAGUUAGAACAGAUGUAUAAUGUUUGCAAACGCGCUACACCAUCUUCCCUUCAAAUGCAUGAAACUCACUCUUUUUAUUAAAAAUCAUGCCUGACGCACA